Pseudozyma hubeiensis SY62 is the source of this 258-nucleotide messenger RNA. RefSeq lists its product as hypothetical. NCBI's taxonomy places the organism in Eukaryota, Fungi, Basidiomycota, Ustilaginomycetes, Ustilaginales, Ustilaginaceae. Bases 1 to 258 code for a protein of 85 amino acids. The record is from RefSeq and is a predicted model, not a curated record. The transcript has 2 exons.
AUGCAGCGCGGUCCAAGCGGUCUUGCAGCCCACCGGCUACGCUACCACUCAUCACAAAAGGUUGAGGAUCUUUACGAGCCGUUGCGAAAGCCGCAACAGGUGAUAGCCAGAGACCACAACCUCAACUCGGCUAUUCCGUGGGUUUCGCACAAGCGAGCGAGCCGAAUUUUCACAGUCCCCAACGGUCUGAAGCCUCUUCGCACCCCGACCUGGUGCCAAGCAGGCGUCCUCGUACUCAUCUCGGCGGUCACGUUCUAG